This is a messenger RNA of Abrus precatorius (Indian licorice), 1553 nucleotides long. RefSeq names its product NADPH-dependent aldehyde reductase-like protein, chloroplastic. The coding region runs from base 140 to 922 and encodes 260 amino acids. NCBI's taxonomy places the organism in Eukaryota, Viridiplantae, Streptophyta, Magnoliopsida, Fabales, Fabaceae. The record is from RefSeq and is a predicted model, not a curated record. The transcript has a single exon.
UAACUUUUCCUUCUACUCUAUAUAUGUUUAUCAUUAACAUGCUCAGAGAGAAGCCAAAUUGGCGUUCUGAUUAGAGACCCCAGAAAACAACCUGCAGCGCACCUUAGAAUCAACCCCACACGAGCUGAUAAAAUACGCCAUGGCUACUCCCCAAUCUCAAUCUCAACCGCUCCAAGACCGAGUCGCAAUAGUCACUGGCUCGUCCCGUGGAAUCGGUCGAGAAAUCGCGAUUCACCUCGCCUCACUCGGUGCCCGAGUCGUCAUCAACUACACCUCCAACUCCGACCAAGCAGACUCAGUCGCCGCCCAAAUCAACGCCAACUCCGCCACGCCGCGAGCCGUCACCGUCCGAGCCGACGUAUCCGACCCGCUCCAAGUGAAGUCCCUCUUCGACUCGGCCGAGAGCGCAUUCGACUCGCCGGUUCACAUCCUGGUCAACUCGGCCGGAGUCAUGGACACAGCGUACCCCUCAAUCGCCAACACAACCGUGGAAUCCUUCGACCGCAUCUUCACGGUGAACGCGCGUGGUGCGUUCGUUUGCGCGAGGGAGGCGGCGAACCGGUUGAAGCGCGGCGGCGGAGGACGAAUCGUGUUGGUGACAACGUCGCUGGUGGCGGCGCUGAGGCCGGGGUACGGCGCAUACGCUGCAUCGAAGGCGGCGGUGGAGGCGAUGACUAAGAUUCUGGCGAAGGAGUUGAAGGGGACGCAGAUAACGGCGAAUUGCGUGGCGCCAGGAGCGGUGGCGACGGAGCUGUUCUUUGAGGGGAAGACGGAGGAGAUUGUGAAUAGGAUUAAGCAAGAUAAUCCAAUGGAAAGGCUUGGUGAGACCAAAGACAUUGCCCCUGUUGUGGCCUUCUUGGCCUCUGAUGGGGGUGAAUGGGUCAACGGUCAAAUCAUUAGGGUCAAUGGUGGCUUUGUUUAGUUCUUUUUCUUUCUUCACUUUUUCCCCACUAAGUCUGGGAGUAAUUCCAACCACUCUCACGAGUAAUUCUUAUGUUAGUGUAUUGGAUACAUCUCAGAAAAUAAAGGGUAAGGCUUGCAUAUUGUAAUGGAUUUAGUGUAUUGGAUGAUUUCAUUUGUUUAAAAGAAAUCUCCUGGUUCAGUGGUUCAGCAAUACUCAUUAUCGUUUUUCGCUGCUACUUAGAAUGCCAAUAUCUUGCACAAAAUACAAAAUACCCCACCCCAACAACAAGUACUACAAGAUGCUUUUCUCCUUCUCACGAUUUGUCUUUCUGUCCUGUCAACAACACAUCUAGAAUUACACGAGGAAACUGCUCCACAAAAUUAGCAGUUACAUGAUGUGAGGACCAACCUAACCAUUCCAAAAGGCUAACAAUUUAAAAUGUCUCUCUUGGAUGGAAGUAUUAUUUGAAAUGUCUAUUUGAAGAUAAAUAUAUUGCAUUGUAGGCUUACAAGCACAUCAGUUCAUGAAUGAUGUGAUUUUUUUAAUCAAGAGAUGCAGGUUUAUAAAGUUUUGAAACAAAAUCAUAAUUAAAGGUUGUAAACUUGCUCUUUGUCCUUUAAUGGGGAAUGUGAAACUUCAACAAGAACAU